UAAUUUAGAUCUGUACUGUUGAUUUACGUUGAAGUGUUUUGUGUUUCUUCUAGUCUACAUUACAUUAAAUAAAUGUAACUGUACUGUCAUCUCUGGCUGCAAUAAUUUAUUUAUUGUCCUGCCGUGUAUAAAUACUAUUCUACGUCCACCUGCGACUUAUCCGUGGGGAAUACCAUCCUUUUUACGCCCAAAUGUUAAUAUAUUUUUGAUGAUCACCCGGACUUCCCACCUCGCAGCUGGAUACUAUGAGUGACAUGGAAAAUACCUGAUUUGAUGGUAUUGUUGUUAAACUGGGUGAAGCUUUCAAGAAAUCCAGAUUGGAUGGACAUAUUACGCAUUUUCCACAAUGGAAUUAUACCAUAUUCUACUACCUUUUUUAUCCGAUUUUUACUCCGACGUGAAGUGUUUCAGAUUUUUUCUUUUUACAUGUCCUUAACCCUAACCCUCUUCAGGAAUCAGCGUUAAUCUAUUUUUCUGAAUUGGUAGAGAAAGGAAAAAGGGGAGGGAGAAGAUUUAAAGAGUAACAAUCAGCAGGCAUUAUCGCGCUAAUCCUGCACUCCUUCAGGACUUCUGGAAGCGAUCAGUACAAACGAGCUCAGGCAAUCAUCAAUGACCUCAUAUUUUACGUGCAAGUUUUUGUAUAUGGAAUCCGGGGGUAUUUACCACGUCAUAGUAAUGAACAGAAAUCCUGUAUCCACCCGACGCUGUGGUCCACAACUCUUUUUGCUACAAGAGCAAACUUUUUUUGUGCCCAACCGAUAUAGCAAUAUUAAUCCUUAAACUUGAACCAAGUGGAAUUGACCGAACUACCAGGGGGUGGGUCCCCCCACCCGCCAUUUGUGAAACACUGGCACACGUUUUUCAGCCAUGUUCAUAAUCUGUGGAGCCUGCUGUGGGAACAGAGACACCAUGGGUCGCAAAGAAAUAUCCUGCAGUUGGAAGAAAGUCACCAACAACAUCAGGGAUGUGUUUGAAUUCAAACAACAGCUGGGAUCGGGUUCGUUCUCCGAGGUGUAUCUGGUGAGCGAGAAGAAGACGGGAAACCUCUACGCUCUGAAGUGUCUGAAGAAGAAACACCUCAGCUGUACUAACCUGGAGAACGAGAUCACUGUUCUGAAGAAGAUAAGGCACGACAAUGUGAUCGGACUGGAGGACUUCUAUGAAAGUCGGACACACUACUACCUCGUCAUGCAGCUGGUGUCUGGUGGGGAACUGUUUGACCGGAUCAUAGAUCGAGGGGUGUACACCGAGAAAGACGCCAGCCAGCUGGUCCGACAAGUCCUGCAGGCUGUCAACUACCUGCAUGAGAACAGCAUCGUGCACCGGGACCUCAAGCCAGAGAACCUGCUAUACUUCAACUCAGACGAGAACUCCAAGAUCAUGAUCAGUGACUUCGGCCUGUCCAAGAUGUCUGACCAUGGAGUGAUGUCCACAGCCUGCGGCACACCAGGAUAUGUUGCCCCUGAGGUUCUGGCUCAGAAACCCUACAGCAAGGCAGUGGAUUGCUGGUCCAUAGGGGUCAUUACAUACAUCCUGCUAUGCGGAUACCCACCAUUUUUCGAGGACAACGAGACUCGUCUGUUCUCCAAGAUCAUGAGGGCCGACUACGCUUUUCACUCACCGUUUUGGGAUAACAUCUCAGAGUCAGCGAAAGACUUCAUCCGGAACAUGAUGCAGAAGCAUCCUCACAAACGUUUCACCACGGAACAGGCUCUCAGACACCCCUGGAUCAUCGGCAAGACGGCACGGGAUCAAGACAUCUAUGAAACAGUCAGCAUGCAGAUCCAGAGGAACUUUGCCAAGUCCAAAUGGAGGCAAGCCUUCAAUGCCACAGCAGCCAUUAACCACAUGAAGAAGCGUCAGCUGACCAACGGGGACCACGAAGCCCCUCCCCAACCCAUCCCCGCCAUCGCCAUCAACCCCUGCGCCUCCCAUAAUUCCGCCCAGGGUGUCCAGGGCGUCAACGAGAACAUUGACCCCAGUGCCAACCUCCCGAUUCCAGUCGGUCACAUGACCCCCCCAGAGGUGCUAUGUCAUAGCCUGAGGGCCAGCCAAAGCGAGCCCAUGCAUGCGCCCGUCGUCAUAGAGACAUACAACGCGGACAAAUGCUCCUCGUUCGCGGCGACUAAGAGCUGUGACACCAUGGACAGGGCGACCAAUAGGAGUGGUGACCGCAUGCAGACGGGAGUGUGUUCUGUCAUGUAACUGAAUCAUUGACCUGAAGAUCAGUUAGAUUGCUUCAAGUGUUACUAUCAAAACGUUUGAGCCGCUGCUUGCAUCUCUUCAGGUGUUUCUGCUGACCCCUGCUGGUUUGUUUCGAGAGGGCCGUUCGGAGAUGUACUUGGCAAAGACCCAGGGCCUGAACCAUAUCCAGAGGAGAGUACAGUGGGACCUCUUACGCUACAAUGCAGUACCCUCACAUCACACACUCACUCACAAACUUGUGCCCACACACUGUUUAUCUCCCUGACCCAAGCCACUGUCGGUGGAGCUUUCAGAGAUUAUAUAUUCUCCACUUCACUCUCAACAGAAAACAAAUAUGUAUUUAAAGUAUAUGAAGAAGUAUUUACAAUGUAUCAUUAUCUAUGGCUAAUGCUUAUUGACCUAUGAAAUAAUAUAUAUAUAUGGUUUGCUGGUAUGGUUGCAAUGACAGCGAGAUUGGAACGGUUUGGCCACUUCGUUGUGUUGCUGUCUGAACUUAAUCCAGCUGUUGUUCUUUCACUCACAUCUGUACCUAAAAUGGGUCUGAAGAAACCAGUCCUCUCUCUGAGGUAAAAUGUAAACCUGGUAAAAGAAUUGUUUCAAUGAAAUACUGUACAACAUGUACUGUGCUUCAAGGGUUUUGAGAUGUCAUUCAUCAGGUUUUUAAUCAAAAAUAUGUUUUGUAUUGUGUGAUUUUUUUUAAACAUUUAUUUUAUUAUUUUACGCAUUUUAUUUAGGAUCUAUAAUCCUAAAUGUAAGGUUUUUGACUGUUAUGAAUCUUGUGGACAGGUUUGAUUGUCGCUGACAGGUCUUAUUGUUGGAAUCCUGACAACCAUGUCAUAACACAAUGAAAUCAGGGCAAAAAGGGUUUGGAGGCUGUCAUUUCUCUGUGGAAGAGAACCUGGUUACACUUCAAGCGGUCCUGUGUAACACUGUGUAACCCCUGUACAAACAAGAUUUGAAUAAUAUGUGCCACUUCUCUGCAAUAAGCUGUAGUAGUUUCUUUUGUAGUGACGAUGCCAUUUUAACUGUUUGAUUGGAGAUGGUUACGUUAUUACAACAAGGGCUAUACUUGUUUUGUUAAUAAAAAUGGAAACUUCC
Messenger RNA from Esox lucius (northern pike), 3303 nucleotides. RefSeq names its product calcium/calmodulin-dependent protein kinase IGa (gene camk1ga). Gene Ontology annotation, molecular function: ATP binding; calmodulin binding; calcium/calmodulin-dependent protein kinase activity. Gene Ontology annotation, biological process: peptidyl-serine phosphorylation. Bases 868 to 2205 code for a protein of 445 amino acids. Gene Ontology annotation, cellular component: intracellular anatomical structure. The transcript has 13 exons. Lineage: Eukaryota; Metazoa; Chordata; Actinopteri; Esociformes; Esocidae. The record is from RefSeq and is a predicted model, not a curated record.